Messenger RNA from Cajanus cajan (pigeon pea), 1720 nucleotides. It is a transcript of the gene MYB36, whose product is annotated as myb domain protein 36. The record is from RefSeq and is a predicted model, not a curated record. NCBI's taxonomy places the organism in Eukaryota, Viridiplantae, Streptophyta, Magnoliopsida, Fabales, Fabaceae.
AACUAAGAGGAUGGAGGCUUCUAUUGAUCAAAUACAUGCAGCAUCGGGUUCAAAUAUUAAACUAAUGGAUGUGAAAAAGUAGUGCAAUUUUUUUAUGAAAAAGAAGAAGAAAUAUAUGUUACGUUUGUCCAGUUGCAUGCAUAAUUAAACGCGGUGACCGAACUAAUCCAAAAAGGAAGACAGAGAAAGACAGAGAUGAAUAAACCCUAGAAGAAAAAUAUGGAGUUGAAAAUAGCUAGUGAGGGAAUGGAGGGGGUGAGGUGUGUAAGACUUUUUGUCCUUUUAAGAAUCACAUCAGCCAUACUUUCCACCUAUAAAUCACACCCUUCCUUCGCCGUAGUUUCCCAACAAUCUGAGCAAAGCCAUCUUGAUAUUUGCUUCAACAAGAAACUCAAAAGAGAAACCUAAUUAGAGAGAGAUAACAGCACAAAAAGAUGGGUAGAGCUCCAUGCUGUGACAAGGCCAAUGUGAAGAAAGGACCAUGGUCUCCUGAAGAGGAUGCUACACUUAAAGCCUACAUUGAAAAUAAUGGAACUGGUGGCAAUUGGAUUGCUCUUCCUCAGAAAAUUGGGCUCAAGAGAUGUGGAAAAAGUUGCAGACUUAGGUGGUUAAAUUACUUGAGACCUAAUAUCAAACAUGGUGGAUUUACUGAAGAAGAAGACAACAUCAUCUGCAGCCUUUACAUUAGCAUUGGUAGCAGGUGGUCCAUAAUUGCUGCUCAGUUACCUGGAAGGACAGAUAACGACAUCAAGAACUAUUGGAACACUAGACUGAAGAAGAAAUUGCUUGGGAGGCGCAAACAAUCUAACUUCAACGCAAAAGACACAAAUGGAAUAGAGGAGAACUCUUAUUCAAAUGCCCUAAGCAGCUCAGCUCUUGAAAGACUCCAACUGCACAUGCAACUUCAAAGCCUUCAAAACCCUUUCACUUUCUACAACAACCCUGCGCUGUGGCCCAAGUUGCAUCCCUUCCAAGAAAAGAUGAUCCAGGGCCUUCAAUCUUUGAAUGAUGGAUCUAACCCUGUGAUGCAAAAUGCCUUGCCUUCCCCACAUGAUGAACAAGGACAAAAAGAUGAGUUCUACAAGCCACAACAAGAUGGUGCAAAGAUCAAUAACCCACAGGUUCAUCUUUUGGAGAAUAUUCCUUUGAGUAACAGUGGAGUUCCCUUUGCUGCUUCUGGGAGUAAUAAUACAAUGAACUCAAGCCUUGCACCAAGAGCUGAGGCUGUUGAGCAGACUAAUAAUGUGGGACUUCAGCAACUUGGUGCACUGCAAACUGAACUUGAUGACAUUCUCAACAACAGAACAAUGAGUUAUGGUGUGCCACAGGAAGAUCAUGACAUGGCUGGAUUUGAUUGUUUCAAAGAGAUGAAUAGCUCAAAGGACAGCUUGAUUUGGUGGUCCAAUGAUUCUGAUACCAAGUCAGCAUCCUCAAAUUCCUGGGACUCAUCUACUACUCCAGGUCUUCUAACACAAGGGAUGUUUCAAGAUUAUGAACUGGGUUACAGUCUCUAGUGAUCACAUUUAACUUUCUGGUUAUGCUAAUUUGUUGUAUUAGUCAUAAGAUGUGGAAAGAGGAGAAUGAGUAGCAACAGGUCUUGUAAACAACAUCAUGAAUAUAUAAUAAUGUAAAUCAAUGUCGUAGUAAUUAAUGUAGAAACCACUAUAGUUUGUUUGAACAACCACAAGGCACUUAAGCUUUAAAUAAAGUUUCCUUAACU